AGAGAUAAGUUUCGACUUCGACCGUUCUUGUUUCCUACGAGGUUAGCUUAUCACUAAUCAGCAUUCGGCACCUCUCUCUCUCUCUCUCUCUCUCUCUCUCUCUCUCUCUCUCUCUAGCUCUGCAUCGUAAUUGUCGUCGCCGGAGAAUGAUCGGAGCUCAAUUCUGCGUUCGUACAUUUCCGGUGACCGGGGGUCGUACACAUCAACCGUAUGCCGGCCGUCAAAUUCGAAGCUCACUCAAUUACUCUUCUUGUUGUUUUUCUUGUUCUUCUUUUCGCUUUUCAUUUCAAUUGGAUCACGGGAAAUCUCGUAGAUCACAAAUUCUCGUGUCGUGUAACUCCUCUCGAAGCUCCGGCGACAAAUCGAACGGCACCGAACAACCUGAUCACGAGUAUGCCGAAGCAUUCGUCCUUCUUUCAGAAACUAUAAGGCACUAUCGCAUGCAUAUGCAAGGAUUUCAAGAAGAGAUAAAGUGGUCAUCCUCUACCCAGGUGUUUCCGUCUUUUUUGCAAGCAAGGGAAUCGAGAUCUGAUAUUGGUUCAGUAGGACCCGCUUUUCUUCGUCAUUUUCAGAGUCCCACCAUCUUUUUGAAAAUCUCUUGUGAUGGAGACUUCUUGCUACCGAUACUUGUAGGGGAAUUUGCUGUUGAAAAACUUAUAGAUUCAACGAGUGAGGAUGAGAGUUGGGAUUGUUGCCCAAAUCAGUUCCAGCUUGUGAGAAACCUUGCAGAGACUCUUGGGUAUAAAGUUACAAUGGUGAAGAUUACAGAAAGAGUGGUUAAUACUUAUUUUGCCCGGAUACUUUUUUGCAAGCCUGGGGAAAUAGAUAUUCUAAGUGUGGAUGCGCGUCCCUCAGAUGCCAUAAAUGUGGCAGUGAGAUGCAGGGUUCCCAUAUAUGUACGUAAACAAAUUGUUUUGACCGAUGGCAUUAGAAUUGGUAACGGUAUGGGGAGAAAAUCCAUUUAUGAUGCAUCUUUAGACAGUGCUGCAGAUGGUCCUGAUAUAGUUGCCGAAGAAUUAGACCUGGUGAUGAAUAUGAAUUUAGCGGUCAAGGAGGAAAGAUACAGCGAUGCAGCCACUUGGAAAGACAAACUCAUAAAGCUUCGCGAGUCAAGACGUGACCUUUAAAGAGGUUAUCAAGGUUCAGUGGCUUGCUAUUGAGAUACAUUUACUUAUGGAUGAAGAGAUGAGAAUUUGUCCGAAGAGGAAGACUUGUAGAUGUUUGGCAUAGUUAUAAUAAGGUAUCAAUACAACUGAAAAGAACACCCAGGAAAUUGUUCAAUUAUUUGUGUAACUUAUGGAACAUGGUUAUAUAUGUACAGCUUAGACUCAUUAUAGGAGUGUUUACGAACCGGUGUAAUAUAUUCCAAACCGUACUUUGGUUUAAUGUAUAACAGUUGUUACACCCAUGUAUAACAAUGAAUAAACACAUCAAGUGGUCAGGUUUAUAUGUGGUGAAUCUUUCUUUCUUUUUGGGAUGGCA
This is a messenger RNA of Rhododendron vialii, 1482 nucleotides long. RefSeq names its product bifunctional nuclease 2. The transcript is spliced from 10 exons. Lineage: Eukaryota; Viridiplantae; Streptophyta; Magnoliopsida; Ericales; Ericaceae. The record is from RefSeq and is a predicted model, not a curated record. Gene Ontology annotation, cellular component: VCB complex; nucleus. Gene Ontology annotation, biological process: protein ubiquitination. The coding region runs from base 147 to 1127 and encodes 326 amino acids. Gene Ontology annotation, molecular function: nuclease activity.